This is a messenger RNA of Verticillium nonalfalfae, 1740 nucleotides long. It is a transcript of the gene RPS6KC1, whose product is annotated as Ribosomal protein S6 kinase delta-1. Lineage: Eukaryota; Fungi; Ascomycota; Sordariomycetes; Glomerellales; Plectosphaerellaceae. The record is from RefSeq and is a predicted model, not a curated record. Bases 1 to 1740 code for a protein of 579 amino acids. The transcript has 6 exons. Gene Ontology annotation, molecular function: ATP binding; protein serine/threonine kinase activity. Gene Ontology annotation, biological process: intracellular signal transduction; peptidyl-serine phosphorylation.
AUGGGCAACAGUCAGGGCAAGCCCGUCGACAUGGACGGCGAAGAUAGGCUGACUUGGGUGCUCUCUUUCUUGUCGACAGUGAACCUCAACCACUUCCGUCUUCUUCGAGUUGUCGGUCGAGGCGCCUUCGGCAAGGUGCGCAUCGUCGAGAGGAAAGAUACGAACCUAUCAUUCGCACUGAAAUACAUUCGGAAAGACGAAGUUGUGCGCUCCGAGAGCGUGCGAAAUAUCAUUCGCGAGCGACGCAUGCUGGAGCACGUGAACCAUCCAUUUAUUUGCAACUUGCGAUACAGCUUUCAAGAUAUAGAGUAUCUGGUCGUUGACUUGAUGAGCGGUGGUGAUUUGCGAUUCCACAUCUCGAGGAAAACGUUCACCGAGGACGCAGUGCGGUUCUGGAUCGGGGAGCUUGGCUGCGCGUUACGCUACAUCCAUGGCCAAGGUAUCAUCCACCGAGAUGUCAAGCCUGACAACGUCCUACUCGACGCAGAUGGUCAUGUGCAUCUGACGGACUUUAAUGUUGCGUCUGAUGUCAUUCCUGGUAAGGUGCUGACGAGCAAGUCGGGCACGUUAGCCUACUUGGCACCAGAGGUCUAUGCUGGCAAAGGCUAUGAUGUUCGCGCAGACUGGUGGUCCUUGGGCGUCUUGUUUUACGAGUGUAUUUACAAUAAGCGACCCUUCGAUGGCAGUUCUGAGAGCACCCUCAGCAACCAGAUCCAGUCUGCGAGCCCCAAGUACCCUAUCACUUCGCCGCCUGUCACUCUUCCAUGUUUGUACGCCAUCCGCGACGCUCUGGAGCCAAAUCCAGACAAACGACUAGGCUGUACCUGGGAGAGCUUUAUCAAUCAUGAGUUUUUCGCUGUGCUCAACUUUGAUCACUUGGAGCAGAAGCGAAUUGACCCCGUUUUCGUACCGGCCUCGGACAAGACAAAUUUUGAUGCGACUUACGAUCUGGAGGAACUCUUGCUUGAAGAGGCACCUCUCGAAGCCCGAGCUCGCCGCCAAAAACCACGAGAGCGUCUCAAGGAGGAUGCGUCAGACAAGGAGAUCAGAGAGGAUGAGUUGUAUCGCAUGAUCGAGUCCGACUUCAAGCCCUUCGACUACACAGUCGCGGCGUACAAGAAGUACGAGCUUGCUGUUCUUGCCGGCGCCGGCGCUGGUGCUGGCACUGGUGUAGGUGCUGGUACUGGUCCUGAUCUCAAUAGGAUGACGGAGCAAGCUGCGUUGAACGGGGGCCUGAACGGCGACAUGAACCAGGCGCAAGCACCGCAAGCCUUGACUACAGACGAAGCGACGCCGGCUACGAUGGCGAUUAUCAAUGGCGGAGCCCAGCAGCAGCUAUACCAACCCGCCAUCCUACAAAAGACGCCAAGCCGUGAAAAUGGACAAGAAGCCGUGCAAGGCGCCAGCCGUCGACCUGCUUCUGUGGUGCCGCCCCCACCACCACCCAUCCCCCAGCAUUCUGGAGACUACGCGAACCAAAGAGCGGCACCGCCGACUGCAAAGAGGAUCACGAGCCCGGCGGGUGGUGUCCAGGUAACACUCGACGGUGGUGGUAGCUGGUCCGAUCUGGCCCGGCAGGAUGCCACGCUUCCUACUGACGCAAAUGCUGUCGGCGACAAGAUUGAAGGCUCAGGCGGCGUUUUUGGUUUCUUGAGUCGCAAGAAAGGCCGAGGCCACAGCCCGAAGCCCAAAGAGCGAGGUGUAUUGGGCAAGGAAGGUGCCCGUGUUGUCAUUGGCUAG